AUGACAAGUGUUCCAACGAGAUUCUGCUCGGACUACGGAAAGAGAGUGGCCAAGUGCCAGAAAUGCAAGAUGCAGCUGGAGAAGGGAGCUCUCCGAAUGGGAAAGAUCGUUCCGAACUUCUUCAUAGCCGCCAAGGAUCCGAGCAAACCGCCGCCGGACAUGAAACAAUACUUCCACAAGAACUGCCUUUUUGAAAUGCUUUUCAAGGCGAGGCCGACCACGAAAGUGAUUGAUGACAUCGAGGAAGUGGAAGGGUUUGAGGAUCUGAGUGCGGAGGAUCAGGACGAAAUCAAGAAGUUGGUCAACGAAUUGACGGAGAAGAGAAGCAAAGAUGGACCAGUCGAAGCGAAGACUCCGAAGAAACCCGCAGCGACGAAGAAGGAAGAAGGAUCUGAGGGGACGGCCGAAGCGACUCCCUCGAGAAAGAGAAAGAACGAGGAGGCUCCGAAGAAAAGCACGAGACCUACCGAGUUCAACGAGGAAUCCGCCUACAACUCUUUCCACAAGGUGAGCACAAUAUUGAAUUGAAGUGACUGAAACCAAUUUCAGUUUGUGCAAGUGUGCGGAGUGCUCAAGGAGCUGUCCGGAAACUCGGAGAAGUCGACGGCCAUCAGUUCGAUCCUUCAGAAAAGUACGUUGUUGAACCGUCACUCCAAUAUCCCAGUCCUUCCAGAAAACUUCGACGGAGAUCUUCUUCUCUGGCUCGGAUUCCUCAUCCGCUCUUCGGAUGCUCGCGAGUACAAUGUGACUGACGAGCAACUCGUCAAGUACUUCUCAAAGGUUUCUCCAGUACGAAUUGUUUCUGUGCUCAUUUCUAUGUCUUCAGAUUCUCGACACAGACGAGGCAAAGAUUCAGAAGUACGUGACGAAGAGUGGUGACGUGGCACUGUCCAUUGGGCAUGCGCUUGAAAAGAAAGUGAAGAACGAGAAGAGCGGAUGGAGCAUGCAGAAAGUGGACAGAUGGCUCGGAAGACUAACCGAAUUGGAGGACGACGACGCCCGUUUGAACCACUUCAAAUUCGUGGCAAAACGAAUGAGGCACGACGAGCUGGAGCAUCUGAUUCGGCUGAUUCGUAAGGAUUUGGACAUUGAAGCCGAUGCAAAGACUAUUCUGAAGGGAGUGAAUGCGAAGGCGCCGAAAGUGUUUGACGAGCAAGGACUGGACAAAGUGGUGGAGAAGUGGGUGGAAUGAGGGGGAGAGAAACAGGAAGUGGAACUAAUGAUUCAGGUAUUAUGACAACGGAUUCGAAGAGAAAAAGAGCGGCGGUUUGAGAAAGAAGACUGAGGAGCCGAAAGCGAAGAAAUCGAAAAGAAACGAUGAGGAAGAUUCUGAAGAUGACGAGGAGAGGUAAACAAAUGCCCUCCCCCCCUUUUAUACAGUGCAAUAAUGAGCGUAAUAAAGUUUGUAGCUUACAAAAUCUUCCUUUGUGCCCGAUGUGAACGUCUUCUUUUUCUACUUCUUCCCACGCCUUGCCAUUCUUUCUUUCCUUUUCAGUGAUGUUCAAGUGUCGGAUUCUGAAUCUGAAGAGGAUCACGGAUCGGACAGCGAAACGGACGGAGAGGAAGACGUCAGUGGAUCGGAUUCGGAUGAAGUGUCCGAGAUCUCAUCGGACGAGGAGGAGGACGAGGUGAACUCGUUCAAAGAGAAUUCUCCGAAGAAGGCCGCGAAAGGGACAAGAACUCGUCCACGUGGCAACGACGGGAACAUCAUGAAAAAGGAGGAAUGCCCGCCUGAUAUGGAGGCGUGCCGGUAAGAAAAGAACAUGUAGAAGGGAAUGGCAUGGACCAUUAUUCGAAGAAGUUUGCCUCCCCUCGUUCUAAAUCUACUUUCAGCUACGGAGAAAAGUGCUACCGAAAAAACGUGGAGCAUCUCGAACAAUUCUGGCACCCAACACGCUGA
Molecule: messenger RNA, 1900 nt
Organism: Caenorhabditis sp. 36 PRJEB53466
Lineage: Eukaryota; Metazoa; Nematoda; Chromadorea; Rhabditida; Rhabditidae
Source: the annotation of a GenBank genome assembly